UUGCUAAAUCAAAUGGAUUACGAAAAAGCUAACAGCAGUUUUGCAUUGAUUAGGAAUCCCUUUUUGGAGAAGUCUUCACUCUAUCCUAGUGCUACGGAUUCGAUUUCAUUUUGUGAUGCCAUUAAGUCCAGUCCUAGGUUUAUAAAAUCUCAUUUGCCUGCCCAACUGCUACCCGCUCAACUGUGGAAACUGGGCCGCAAGAUUAUAUACGUGGCCCGCAAUCCUAAGGACGUUGUGGUCCCAUCGUAUCACUUUCUCACAGCACUAAAUCAUUGGCAAGGCAGCUUAGACGAAUUGGUCGACGAAUUUGUUUCCGAUAAGCUUCCUUAUACCCCUUACUGGGAGCACGUAAUCGACUUUUAUAGACUGCGCGAUGAGAAGAAUAUUUUCUUUGUUACCUACGAGGAAAUGAGCCGAGACCUAAGUGGUGUUAUCAGGAGACUAUCGAGGUUCUUGGGCUGCAAUGAUCUAAGCGAAAGUGAAAUGGAUAAACUCCUAAGCCACUUAAGCUUUAAGAACAUGAAAGGAAGUAAGUUUGGCGAUCACACUGCCUUGAUGAAAAUGUUAAAUAACGCGGGCGAUGACUAUCAAUUUCUGCGUCGUGGUAUUGUCGGCUCCUACAAGGACGAGCUAAGUUCUGAGAACAAGGAUAAAAUUGAUAAAUAUACCUCCACUUUUCUGGAGAAGUAUGGCCUUACAGAAUCGGACAUUUUUGGAGUUCUUUAAGUUUCAACAAUUGAAGAGCCAAAGAAUUUGUAACUAAAAUUAUGUAUGUUUUCGCUUUAAACGAAAUAAUGUGUACUUUACAAAUUUUACUGGUUUAGAGAGAAGAAACGAACUUCUGCUUUUAAUUAAAAUUCUACGCUUUAAGUUGACCAUAAAGUGUUUGACAACAGGUGUACAAUUCUACAUAUUAAACGAUCAGUUGCGUUUUGGUCAUGGAA
Molecule: messenger RNA, 944 nt
Organism: Drosophila biarmipes
Lineage: Eukaryota; Metazoa; Arthropoda; Insecta; Diptera; Drosophilidae
Product: sulfotransferase 1 family member D1-like
Exons: 4
Coding region: 13-726 (237 amino acids)
Biological process (GO): sulfation
Cellular component (GO): cytoplasm
Molecular function (GO): sulfotransferase activity
Source: RefSeq, a predicted model, not a curated record